AAGCAAACACACAUUUCCUACCAAGAGGCUUGCAACGAGCCGGGUCUCACGUUCGACGCUACUGUAGUCAUUUCGUGACAUCUCAUCAGUUUAGCACGAUACAUCACUUCAGUAAUUCCUACAGUGGGUUGGUGAUCAUACGCCAUGUCUGCAAACUAAGAGGAAACAAGAAAUACUACCAUUGCUUCACCAAACCCACCAGAAAACACCAGCUAUGAAAAUGCUAAGAAUGAGAAGAGGAAGGGGUACAUAGGUUGGGAGGAAUACUUCAUGGCCGUCGCUAAGCUCUCUUCACUGAGAAGCAAAGACCCCAAUACACAGGUCGGAGCUUGUAUUGUGAACAAAGAUAAGAGGAUCGUCGGUACCGGUUACAACGGAAUGCCCAAUAACUGCGGUGAUGACGAACUACCGUGGGGCAAGGAAGAAGGUUGGGACAAGAAUAAGAAACUUUAUGUCUGCCACGCUGAGCUGAACGCCAUACUGAACAGGUUCUCUGCUGACUUGAAAGACUGCAAGAUCUUCGUGACUCUGUUCCCAUGUAACCACUGCACCCAGAUGAUCAUUCAGUCUGGAAUCCAUAAGGUUGUCUACUUGUCAGAUGAGAAAAAGGAAAAGGACGAGGUGAAAGCAUCAAAGAGACUUCUGGGCAUGGCUGGUGUCAAAUACAGACCAUAUCGAGGAAAGAGGGACCCAAUCGAGAUACAGUUGCCUCCAGGUCCUACUGAUGAUGGUGGAAAGAUGGACCCAAUCCUGCUAUAGUUUGCUGUAUGUAAUACUGAUGUUCGUGGAAAGAUGGACCCAAUCAAGUUUCAUUGUCCGCCAGGCUCCACUGAUGUUCGUGGAAAGAUGGAACCAAUCAAGGAACAGUUGCCUCCAGGUCCCACUGAUUGUCAGAGAUGGAAUGGUUACCUGAACUCAAAUCUCAUCAAUAAGUGUUUCUUUCAUCUGGUUAAUGAGGGGAACAUGUUUACAUAACACUGAUUUCCAAAUCAACAAUACAUAGUUUAACGAUUGAUUUGUAGUUCGAGAUUUAUGAUAAGCAAAGUAUUUUGGAAUGAAUUUGUAUGUGAACUGCUGUCUUAGAUUCAUGGGCCACUCACUGUUCAAAUUCUUCAAGUUUGUAAAAGAUGACGUUUUCUAAUGUAACCAGACACAAACGUAACACCUCUUGCUUCUUCGUGCACAGAUUUUACUGAUUUCUAGCAUCCAUCCUCCCAAUAUACUUUGGGUGGAGGUUGUUUUAUCUAUACGCUUUUACUUAUACUUUUACUUAUACUUUUACUUAUACUUUUACUUAUACUUUUACUAUCUUAGC
This is a messenger RNA of Haliotis rufescens (red abalone), 1315 nucleotides long. Its product is annotated as deoxycytidylate deaminase-like. The record is from RefSeq and is a predicted model, not a curated record. Gene Ontology annotation, cellular component: cytoplasm. Bases 271 to 759 code for a protein of 162 amino acids. Lineage: Eukaryota; Metazoa; Mollusca; Gastropoda; Lepetellida; Haliotidae. Gene Ontology annotation, molecular function: zinc ion binding; dCMP deaminase activity. The transcript is spliced from 6 exons. Gene Ontology annotation, biological process: dTMP biosynthetic process; dUMP biosynthetic process.